AAAUUUUUAUUCGUACUUUAUCCUCCAGAUAAAGCCAAAUGUCUCGAUGAUAAAGUCCCCGUUUUUUCCUAUCGAUCAUCGUCAUUACAUAACCACUCUUAUCACCGGUAAUCUCAGCGUAGCUGGAUUGUGACUCCCAGGUAAGAGGCGUUCCCAAUCCCUGGAAUCCCAAGGGACCCCCUAUAAAUCUCUUCGACCUACGUCAAGUCCCCCGAACUGGCCCAAGUAAACAAUGACUGGAGUCGAAACCCUCGAUGACGUCAGAGUCCACAGGCAAACAGCGAAUAUCAAUGAUGACUGAUAAGCAAACAUCACUGACUGUGACCAAAAGGAAACCUAACGGGGAAAGAGGGUCGAAACUUCUGUUUCCUUCUGGAGCAUUCGUACUGCGGCUUUCCGUGACUCAUCAACACUCUUUCGAGACGCAGUUGCACGAUUCAGUGCAUAGGAAACGUCAGACACAACUACUAAAUCAAACUAUUACAUUCAAAUUAAAUUAUGGAGCGGUAAACAGAUACCUUCAACGGAAGAGGAUAAUUUUUUUUAUCGGUGUGAAUGAGAUUACCCCAGCACUUCUCCAUUUCCCAAUCCGUAAAAACUAAUUAGAAUUUUUAAUUUGAACGUUUCUUCACAUUUUGGAGUAGAAUUACAUGUACAGUAUUUUUUAAAGAAUCCUAGUAUCCAAAAUUAUAACGAACCUCUAGAUGGCACCACACGAAAAUUUCGGACUCCGGUGAAUUGACGCCACAGGGGUUUCCAACCCGUUAAAAAAUUGUUAGAGAUGAAUAAAGUACUAUUGAACAAUA
Molecule: messenger RNA, 806 nt
Organism: Diachasmimorpha longicaudata
Lineage: Eukaryota; Metazoa; Arthropoda; Insecta; Hymenoptera; Braconidae
Exons: 2
Coding region: 255-602 (115 amino acids)
Source: RefSeq, a predicted model, not a curated record